This is a messenger RNA of Aureobasidium pullulans EXF-150, 1233 nucleotides long. Its product is annotated as amidohydrolase-like protein. The record is from RefSeq and is a predicted model, not a curated record. Gene Ontology annotation, cellular component: cytoplasm; cytosol. The coding region runs from base 1 to 1038 and encodes 345 amino acids. Gene Ontology annotation, biological process: secondary metabolic process. NCBI's taxonomy places the organism in Eukaryota, Fungi, Ascomycota, Dothideomycetes, Dothideales, Saccotheciaceae. Gene Ontology annotation, molecular function: hydrolase activity; carboxy-lyase activity. The transcript has 3 exons.
AUGUUUCUAACACUCGCGCUGCUUACUUUUAUUCUAUGCACCCAAGCGGGAGCAGGUCAUACUCCCAAGGCACUCAUUGAUACUCAUCAUCACUUCGUACCAGACUUUUAUGCUGCUGCCGUUGCAGCAGAGGGCGGAGACCCUUCCGGAUGGCCUGUUCCCUCCUGGAAUAUCUCCUCUAGCCAAGCGCUCAUGUCCAAGUUGAACAUCUCGACCGCCAUCUUGUCUUUGACCUCGCCCGGCGCCGUUAUAACGCGAAACAACGUUACAGCAAGGGCGCUUGCCCGCCAAACUAACAAAUUUUGCGCCGAUGUGCGGGCGGCACAACCUCAAAAAUUUGGUUGCUUUGCUGCUUUGCCCAACCUUCUCGACACUAACGGGACACUUGCAGAGAUAGAGUAUGCCUUGGACGUACUCAAGGCCGACGGGGUAACCCUGUUUACCCGUUAUGGGGAUGGAAACCAUUAUCUUGGUCACGAAGAGUUCAUCCCGAUCUGGCAGGCUCUCAAUCAGCGGAAGGCAGUGGUGUUCAUACAUCCCACUACCCCUGAAGAUAGUUCUAGGAUCAAUCCCCUCAUCUUAGGCCCGACGAUUGACUACCCUCACGAGACCACACGUACCGCCCUCGACAUGAUAAUAUCAGGUACCCGCCGGAAGUUCCCCAACACGACAGUGAUUCUCUCUCAUGCUGGAGGAAAUCUCCCAUGGAUGCUCUCGCGCGUUAGUCUGUACAGAAAAGGUCUACCACAUUCCGUGCUGCCUGAUGGUGUGACAUACGACGAGUUUUACAGCGAUUUCAGGUCAUUUCAUUACGAUCUGGCUCUGUCCUCGUCGCCUGAAAAGCUAGAUUUGCUUCUGAGUCUGGUUCCUGAGGAGCACAUCCUAUAUGGGUCUGACUUUCCGUAUGCGCCGGGGACUGGAAUCGCCAAUUUCAAAGAUGAUCUUGUCAUGUACAAGAUGGACAGAAAUCUUAGGAACAAGAUUUCCUACGGUAACGCGUUACAGCUUAUUCCAAGAUUGGCAAAAGGAAUCCACUGAUCAACGUGGCAAGAGAGGGCGAACGAUCAGCAUUGCGAGAACUGUGGAUUAGUACAAGGGGAAGGAGGUGCGAGAUGGAGAUUUAGUCGUGUUUGGAUAUGCAAAGUCUCUUUCUACAUUUGCUUGAACGUCCGGAUUAUCCAAGGUCAGAGGCUCUGUAGGGCAUAACCAGGAUCAUGUAGAGUUCUGUACUGG